Messenger RNA from Telopea speciosissima, 863 nucleotides. Its product is annotated as PLASMODESMATA CALLOSE-BINDING PROTEIN 3-like. The transcript is spliced from 3 exons. NCBI's taxonomy places the organism in Eukaryota, Viridiplantae, Streptophyta, Magnoliopsida, Proteales, Proteaceae. The coding region runs from base 54 to 656 and encodes 200 amino acids. The record is from RefSeq and is a predicted model, not a curated record.
UGAGAAUCUGUCCUUCUUUCUUUAGUAAAGAUAAGCUUUAAUCUCUCACGGCGAUGGGAGGAGCGGCGGAGCUGAAGGUGGUUUUGGUUUUGAUGAUGGUGGUGGUUGUAAUGAUAGGAGGAGGAGGGGUGGAAGCACAGAGCUGGUGCGUGGCGAGGAGCAACGUAAGCGAUAAGGCGCUGCAGACGGCGUUAGACUACGCAUGUGGUGCAGGGGCAGACUGUGCACCCAUCCAGUCCAACGGCCUCUGCUAUUUACCAAACACACUGGUUAGCCAUGCCUCUUACGCCUUCAACAGCUUCUACCAGCGCAAGGGACAGGGUUCCGGCACCUGCGACUUCAGCGGCACCGCCAAUAUUGCCAUUUCCGAUCCCAGUUAUGGAUCUUGCGUUUUCCCAUCGUCUCUAAGCACGGCCGGAGGAACGACGUCAACACCAACACCAACGUCAACACCAACUACAGGCACCACUGCAUCGACACCAACAACAUCAUCAACGAAUACGCCGGUCUAUAGCUUAGCCCCAGGCUCAUCAAUACCCACCACAGACACCAACAAAGCUGCUUUAAGGCCUUCAAUUACCAUUGUCUUGCCUUUUUCUUUGUUGCUUAGUUCCUUUACUUAUCUUUUCACCCAUGUAGUCUCUGUUCAAAGAUAAGUUUUUUUGUAAUUUCUCAUUGCUGAGGGGGCUUCAUUUUUGCUAGAUGUUGGGGCCCUAUUUAGUAAUACUGUCACAUAUACACGCCCCUUACAAGGAGUUGGCCCCUCUUAGUCUUUAAAUACUAAAAUUUUGGAUCUCAUUUGGACAGAUUGAAUUGAGUCAUAGAGAUUAGGAACCAAUUUCACAGGAUUUUCUUAUCCCUAA